Aphidius gifuensis is the source of this 2539-nucleotide messenger RNA. RefSeq lists its product as uncharacterized. Gene Ontology annotation, biological process: regulation of translational termination; regulation of translational initiation; poly(A)+ mRNA export from nucleus. Gene Ontology annotation, cellular component: nuclear pore; nuclear pore cytoplasmic filaments; cytoplasm. Lineage: Eukaryota; Metazoa; Arthropoda; Insecta; Hymenoptera; Braconidae. Bases 442 to 2295 code for a protein of 617 amino acids. Gene Ontology annotation, molecular function: phospholipid binding; translation initiation factor binding; inositol hexakisphosphate binding. The record is from RefSeq and is a predicted model, not a curated record. The transcript has 3 exons.
AUUAUCAGGUACAAAUUUUUUAACUCCAAUUUGAUUGUUGUUGCUUUUAUAAUUUACUGUUGUUUCGCUUGUUUUUAUUGUUGAUAUAAUAUUUAUUGAAUGUUUGACAAUUAUUAAACUCCAUCUUUUUGACAUUAAAAUAUAACAAACAAUUACGAUUGUUUUAAAUAUUUAUUUGUUUAGGAUAUUUUAUCAUAAUUUUAGGUUAUAAAAAAAAUAUGUCAUGGCUAAGUGAUAAAAUUAGCUAUUCAUGAUUAGAAUAUCAUAAAAUUAAUUAUUUAUUAUUUAGAAAAAUUAUCAAGUCAUUAAUUUAAAUUUAUUAUCCAUAAUAAUUUAUGGAAUAGUUAAUUUGUGACAUUUAAUGUUGCUGUCUUUGACUCAUUUGAGAUUGUGUUUUAAUUUUAUUUAUUUAUUGCAAAUUUGUUUAGUUGACAAGCCAAGAUGAAUGAUCUUGCAAUUAAUUUUGAUGCUUUGCGAUUAUCAACUCUUCGCAAGGCAAUUUGCAUUUCAAAAUAUGUUGACGAAGUGACCAUUGGUCCAAAUUCAAUACUUGAUGAUUCCAAAGAAAAUUGGAAUCCUGAUAAUAAUGAAGAAAAUAAUAAAAAUACAUCAAAUGAUGAUUCUCUUGACAAAGUUGAUAAAUCAUCAACAAAUAAUAGAUCAACAAAUAUAACAUUUUCAAUAAAAAAAAUACUAUUAGAAAAUGAAAAACAAAGAAAAGAAGAAGUAUACAAAGUAAUGGAAAAAAAGAAAGAAGAAAUGUCAAGAUUCACCAAAGAAAUGCAAGAAGAAAUGGCAUUAUUAAAAGAACUUCAAGCUGAAAAAAGAAAACAAAGAACAGCUGAAGAAGAAAAAAAAUUAGAACAAGAAAGAAUAUUAUCACAGCAAGAUGAAAUUGAAAGUAAUCAAAGAAUGAAACAACAACUUCAACGUUCACGUGAAAAAAGAAAAUCUGUACUAUUAAAUCUUGAAAAAGAAGCUGAAGAAGAACAACGUUGUCAAGAACGUGCUAAUCAAAUGGAACAAUUUGGAAUAAAACUUGAUGAAAAUUAUCAUCAAGUUAAUAUUGACUUGGCAGAAAUGAUUAAAAAUAACAUUUCUAAUCAACAAAUUGUUGCGCCAUACCUUGAUAAAAUUUUAGAAUUAAAACAAAAGUUUGAAAAAAUUAAUGCAUAUGCAAGAAGUGGACAAAUAACUGACAAUGAUAUUUCUGUUGCUCAAGAGAUUGUUAGACAGAGUGUCAUGAUUGUAGAACUUUGUAAAAAUUAUAUUGAAGAAAUUAAUAAACAAUAUGAUGAUGAAAUUGCAAAGAGACAAAAUGAUUUGCAAUUGGUACAAGAAGAAGCACUUCAACAACAACAACAACAACAACAACAACAACAACAACAACAACAACAACAACAACAACAACAACAACAACAACAACAACAACAACAACAACAAGAGCAACAACAACAGCAACAAGAGCAACAACAAUACUUUGAACAAAUUCAAACAACAAAUGAAUCAAAUAUAUAUUUAUCACAAUAUCGUGAAAAUAGUAAAGAAUAUUUUAAAAGCUCUGAGCGUAAAUAUCUUCAAUCAAAAUGUAAACGUGAAAUACAAGAAAAAUUAAACACAUUUGGCUCAAAAGAUAAUACGCCUCAAGAAAUUGUAGCAUUUAUCAACAAUACAGAUCCACAAGCAUCAUCAUAUUGUCAAUAUAUACUUGCAGAGAAAUUAAUAUUUUUAUUAAAAUCACAACAUCCAGAUAAAAUUCCAUAUAUUGCUGAUGCUGCUGUAGAUUUUGGUAAUGCAUUAAAAGAUUUUAAAGAUUUAAUGUUAGCAAUGUUGUAUACAAAAUAUCCAAUUCUCGUACCAGAACUUUUAAUUACUAAUGAUCAACAAGAUAUUAAAACAGUAUCAAAUAUUAUGCAAUUUUAUGGAGCAAUGAUAAUGAGCACGAAACAACCAAAUCCUUAUGGACUAGAUAUUGCUUGGAGAUGGUUGGCAAAUAUUUUAAAUACUGCACCACAAUUUGAGUUGAGAGAAGUUGCUGCAACAGCAAUCAGACAAAUGUUGGUAUCUGUUGGACCACGUUUGUGGGACUCAUAUGCACAACAAUUUUUAAAAUUGCUGUAUGCUAUAUUGUAUCAAUAUUAUGAGCUAAGCAAGAGCCUCAGUAAUUCCCAAUCAGCAACGACAUCAAUAACCAAUCUUGAAAGACUAAAAAUAUUUGCAGAAGAAUGUAUUGAGCAGCAAAAAAUUCCACUUGAAAAAGACUUGAAGAAAAAAAAGAUUCAAUUUGUUACAUAAAAGUUCCAGUUUAAUUGUACUUAAUAAUAAUUAUUUAUUUUUUAAACUUUGUUCCAUCUUAUUGAUAGAAAACUAUUACACAAUAACAUUUUUACACUUGCAUUCAUCAACAUUCUACACCAGGUUAACAAAAUUCAUUAAAUGCAUGGUAAAUGUAUCCAACUUAAUUAUCAAACUAACUUUCCAUCAAACUUCCAUGUCAUUAUCUUAUAAUUAAAUCAAGCAAACAAAUAAAAAAAAAAAA